Messenger RNA from Knipowitschia caucasica, 1569 nucleotides. The record is from the annotation of a GenBank genome assembly. NCBI's taxonomy places the organism in Eukaryota, Metazoa, Chordata, Actinopteri, Gobiiformes, Gobiidae.
AUGGAGCUGAAGCAGGCGGACAAAGACCCCUCCUUUUCAGUUGACACCACUACCACCACAGGCCUGGACCUCGCGGAGAACCAACCUGAGCAGGAGGCGAGCGAGACGGCGCUGCUCUCCUCCCAUCAGGACCCGGAGAAGGAGCCCAUCACCGCGGGAGAGCAGGAGCCUACAGCUGCAGAGGGAGGCGAGCAGAAUGGGGUCGUGAAGCUGAAGAUCCCGGAGGAGGACACCCCGGAGCCGGAGCACUUCACUGGGCUGAACAAAGAGGAGCUGCUGCGUGUGGCCGGUACUCCCGGAUGGGUGAGAGCUCGCUGGUCCCUCCUGGUCCUCUUCUGGUUGGCCUGGUUGGGGAUGCUUGCUGGUGCGGUGCUGCUGAUCCUGAAGGCUCCUCCCUGUAAAGAACUGCCGCCUCAAAACUGGUGGAACGAUGGUCCGCUGUUCCACAUCCGCAACAUCCAGGACUUCAGUCCGACUGCCAACAUCAAAGGAGUGGAGCAGCAGCUUGAGUCUCUCUCACAGAUGAAGGUCCAAGGACUGGUUCUGGCUCCGGUUCAUCAGGCUCCUGCUGAUGACCCCAUGGCCCUGAGCUUCGAAGAGGUGUCUGCGGAGGUGGGGAGUCUGGACCAGAUGAGAAGUCUGCUGACCACAGCCCACAAGAGAGGUCUCUUUGUGGUCCUGGAUCUCAGUCCCAAUUACGCUGGUUCCUCUGGCUCCUGGUUCAGCAACAGCAGUGUGAGCAGUGUGGCCGAACGCCUCAAGUCUGCUCUGGUCUUCUGGCUCACUCUGGGCGUGGACGGCGUGAAGCUGGACUCUGUGGACUCGGUCUGGUCCAUGGUCCCAUCUCAGUGGAGCGACAUCAGGGCCAUAGUCCAGAACUGGACCGACUCCAGACCCCACAAGAGGCUCCUACUGGGGUCGUCCUCGCUCUCCUCUCCUGCUGAGGUCAGCUCUCUCCUUGGGGAUUCGGGGGUCGACCUGCUCCUGUCUCCGGUCCUCGGUCCUCGCACGGACGCCACGGAGCGUGCUCAGUCUAUCCUUCUGCUCAGCUCCGCCCACAGCCCCUCCCAACUGCUGUGGAGCCUGCAGCCAGAAGAGAGUGCCAUGGAGCAGGACUGCAACACCAUGGAUCUGAUGCUACUACUGAGCCUGCCAGGGACUGCACUGAUAAACCAGGGACAGUUCCAGAGGAUCCAGGACUUGGAGCAGAACCAGACUCAGGAGAUGCCCCGCCCACAGCCCUCCUGCCCUCUCUUCCUCUCCUCUCUCUCUGCUCUCCGAAGGAAAGAGCGCUCCCUGCUGUUCGGAGACCUCUCGCUGCUCUACAACUCGUCCUCGGUCCUGGUCUUCCUUCGCUCCUGGGACCAGAACCAGCGCUUCAUGGUCCUCUUCAACUACAGCCCGGACCAGAGCUUCAGCCUGUCGCAGUUGGAGGGACCCCCAGGGGCCCGUGGCAGUGUGGUCCUCAGCUCCAACAUCUCAGCCAUGAGUCCAGACACACAACUGGAGCUGAGGGAGGGACAGCUUGGACCAGAGCUAUCCGUUAUGCUGAGGUUGGAGCAGAGCUGA